This is a messenger RNA of Eurytemora carolleeae, 581 nucleotides long. RefSeq names its product kxDL motif-containing protein CG10681. Gene Ontology annotation, biological process: lysosome localization. NCBI's taxonomy places the organism in Eukaryota, Metazoa, Arthropoda, Copepoda, Calanoida, Temoridae. Bases 26 to 493 code for a protein of 155 amino acids. The transcript has 3 exons. Gene Ontology annotation, cellular component: BORC complex. The record is from RefSeq and is a predicted model, not a curated record.
CAGAGUUGGAUUGUUAUUCCUGAAAAUGGGAGAUACUCCUGAAAGCGAGGUUCCGGCAAGCUGGAUGGGAUGUAGUAUUUAUCAAAACUAUACAGCUAGUGAGGUUUUAGUACAGGGUUUAGCUGGAGUGAUAAACCAGAAGGAUGUUGAACUGAUUGUCCGAGCUCAGAAGAAAAUGUUGCAGAGAUUCGAGAAAACAAACGAGAUGCUGACCAACGUAAACAGUCUCUCCGCCACGAGGCUGGAGAAGGCUCAGAAUGAUUUCAAGAAGCACACCCAGACGGUUCAGGAGAUGAAGAAGGACUUGGAUAAUAUAUUCCGAAGGAUUAGAAAUAUUAAAACUAAAGUUGCGGCACAGAUGCCGGCAGCUUACACCAUAGCAUCCAGUCAAGUUAAUCAAGUCAAAGUUGAGGAAGGGAAAGAGGAAGAUGAUGAAUACGAUGUAAUGAUCAGAGAACGUAAACUCAAGGAGCAAGGAAGUUCUAGUCAAUGAUCGCCAAAUAAACCAUUCCCAAGUUUUAUGUUAGAUUUUACAAUUUACAACUUUUCUUUUAGUUCUUUCAAUUCUUAUGUUACAGAAA